AUGAUGAGUUUCUCAUCUAGGUUGUGUUGUUUGCGAAACCUUACUGGUUUCAAUGAAGUUUUUGGACCAGUAUCCAAAGUUUCAGUAGGACUUUUACGACCAUCGUCAGUCGUACGUACAGCCAAAGCAGCUAAAGGUAGUGCGAGCGAAAAAGUUCGUAGGCAAGCUGAAAAGGAAAUGCAGUCGUUUUGGGACAGAAAUGCUACUGAAAGGCGGCCCUGGUCUCCCCACCUUCAGGUUUACUCGGCACCUUUGGUAAUGAGAUUCUCUUUUCUACAUCGGGCGACGGGGAUUGCUAUGGCUAUUGUGUGGUCAUCUGUAGGAAUUGGUGCUUUCUUUUUCACUGGACAUUAUGACUCCUUACUUGAUUAUGUAAAAAACAUGCAUUUGGGUACUUCCGUCAUAACCGCAUGCAAGUUUAUUCUAUGUUACCCGUUGGUUUACCACUAUUUGAACGGGAUAAGACACUUGGCUUGGGACUACGCUAUUGGCUUUCCUAUCAAAACAUGUAAUACGACUGGAUUUAUUGCUUUAGGAUCAUCUUUAGUUGUUUCUGCUAUCUUAGCUUGCAUCCGAUUAUAACAUUGUCCUGUACGGUAUUCGGGUUCAUCCUGUUAUUUUCUCUGCUUCCUAUUGAUUAUAUGUUGCCAAAACAUAAUCUAUUGUUCGUAAAUAUUAAUUUUAGUACGUAUAUUUGUAUUUUUUCUACAAAUACAUUAACAAUUGCGUUACUUCAUGACGAAA
Schistosoma curassoni is the source of this 744-nucleotide messenger RNA. The record is from the annotation of a GenBank genome assembly. NCBI's taxonomy places the organism in Eukaryota, Metazoa, Platyhelminthes, Trematoda, Strigeidida, Schistosomatidae.